UAAACGCCAGUUCUGCUUUUCUACCAGCUGAUGGCGGUGUCGCACCGUUUUGUUCCGUAUCACACCCAUAACCCACAGAAACAAGGAAGAAGACCAACAACAACGGAGGUAUCCAAAGUGGGGCUUUGUUAAAUUCUUGUGUAAAAUCUGAACAGCUGAUUGCUUUUCCUCAACCCUGUGAUUUGUUUAGCUUUUAGAUCGCGUUAGCUUCAUUGCUAGCAUCAACGGUUGAAAGUAACUGCAACGACAAAAAAAAAAAAAAAGAGAGAGAGAAAAAAACAACAACCGUAUUUGCUCGUGUGUGUGUUUUUUAAAGACCUUUUGUCUUUCGAGGUGGAUUGCUUGAACACAUGAAAGUAGCAAUGGAGGUGGAUAAGCUCAAGACGAAAACAAAGAAGCUUUCAAGGUCGAGGAGGAGGAGGAAACAAAACAAGAGAAAAACGAAUCCUGACAAAGAAAGAGAAAAUAAGCCUGAUUCUCCAUGGGACUCCGUUCCCUCCACACACGAGACACCCAGCAAGGCAACAAAGUUUGAAAAUGGCUGCGACUCCCUCACUCUUAUAAAAGACGCAGUUGUAGUUUUGACUAAACUGCCCGAAUAUAAAAUUGGCGCGUUGAGACCCCCGACGCCUCCGCAGUUCUACAGCGAAGACGAAUCCUUCAGCAGCUCGGAUUCAGACACGCAGUGGGAAUCAGAGGAGGAUUCCAGCGAUUCAGAUUUCUGGGUCAUAAACAGCAAACUCAAAUAUUCAAAUUCCUCCAAUUGUGACCUGAUAAGGAUGCCUACAACCAGUCACAACUGUAACGGUAUCUCCCUUUGCUCACGUGACAAGAUCCGCCCCGACUUACCCGAAGAAGAAAUUAAUGUUGACAUGAUGGUUAUUGCUCGUAGAAGACCUAUGAGGUGGCAGCGUGGUAAAAUAGUCGAAAUAAUUACAAAAGAUGAUGGGCGGUUGAAGUACAAAGUCAGCUUUGAAGAUAAAGGGACGUGCCUCGUAUCCGGACACCACAUUGCUUUUGACAGCAGGCCCAAGGUGGAGCAGCUGUACAUCGGCGCCCGAGUGGUGGUCCGCUGUCAAAAUAAUAAGUACCGGUUCCGACCCGGAAUACUGGCUGAGCUACCCAGCAGGAAGAAUCAGUUCAGGUUUCUGAUGUUCAUGGAUGACCAUACACCAGUUUAUGUCGGGCUUCCUUUGUUUCACAUGGUGUGCAGACCUUUGGAAGAUGUUUUGGACGACGUUCCCGACGGAGCGCACAAAUGUUUUAUGAGACAGUACCUUAAGGACUGGCCGUACCCUCACUUAAACAAGUACAGAGCUGGACAGAGCUUUAAUGUGGAGCUUAAUGGAGUCAUGCAGAUGUGUGAGGUUGUUGUAAUCGACUGCAGCUUAAUGCAAGUUGUUUUUCAGGAAAAUCAGCGAAGGGAGUGGAUCUUCAGAGGCUCUGUGCGACUGGAACACAUUGCCAGACUGUGGGAAGAGAGGAACAAGCUAGAGUCCAAGGAUGACUCUGACUCUGAUUAAUUCAUAGAUGCAGGUAUAUGUAAAAUAGAUGUAGAAAUGAUAAAUACAAAUUCCUAAGAGGGAUGCGUCCUUUUUGUUUGUUUUGUUUUUGUAACAUUUCAGCCUAAAUCAAAUUUAUUAAAAGACUGAAAAGAGACUACCCAAGCAAACCCUUCCCCUGUUCUUCAUGACGAUAAAUGAAUUUAAUUUCCACUGCUCCCUAAUUCUACAAAUGUACUUAUAUUAAUUAAACUGAAAUGCAAAACACUCCCAUAGAUUCCAGAGUAUGUUUUCGGAGCUGAAACCAGGUACCUGGAACUUUUAAAGGAAUGUUUGAUGAUAUGAUCAUCUAGAGAUCUCAUCUGGACACUAUUCAUGGCAGCAUGAAUUUAAAAUGUAACGUAAAUAUUUCCAAAAACAGCUGAAUUUGUUCCGUGAGCGAGUGACAAGCCCUUUGGCCCUUCAGAAAGCUGAAUGGCAGUGUGCAGCAAUGUGUGGAAGCUCUGCAUUACUCUGCUUGAUGAAGUUGAAAAAUCUUUGCUAACAUUUUUUUGUUUGUUUUUCAUUUUUAAACAUUAUUGUACCUUCAUACUGAAAACCAGGCAUUGCCUACUGUUGUGAUGCAAAUCUGCCAGCUAGCUAACAAGUUUUAUUUUUAAUUUUUGAUUUGAUACUUAAUGUAGAAACCAGUUUCACUCAAUCUUCUCUUCAACAGCUCAUGAAAUCUUUUUUUUUUUCCUGUGGUGUAACAAUAUGCAUAAUUUCAGACUGCUUUGCUUCCCGUUUACUCUGUUGAUGUCAUUACACUCUGACCUUUUUCCUUGUGAUGUUUGAGUCUUAGUUUCUCCAAAAGCUGGAGGAUUUUUUUCAUGUUAACCAAUCAUUUUAUUAUCCAACUAUUAAUCAAGAGGUCUCAAUUCAAUAUAUUAAGCUUUCCUUAUUCUAGCAUUUCAAAUAUGUUUUUGAAAUAUGAAAGAUAUAUCCUUAAAUCUAUCACAAAUCAUUCUAGGUAUAUCUUGUGUGGUCACAAACAGAAUUGCAGUGCUACACUAUGUUGUCAAAUGUUUUGCUCAUUUGAUUUUAAACCUUUAUGAUCUUGAGUGACAUCUUAUUCUUAAUCCGUGCAGUUUAGGAUGUUGGCACCUACAAUAACUCUUCUGGGAAGUCUUUCCACAAAGAUUAAGAGCAUGUUUAUGGGAAUGUUUAACCAUUUGUGAGGUCAAACACUGAUGUUGGGCAAGAAGGUCCAACUUCUAUGCUCUAAUUCAUCCCAAAGGUGUCAAAUAAGAUGAGGCCACCUCUAAACCGUUUCCAGAAAGUUGGGGUUAUGAAAUUGUCCAAAAUGUGUUUAUAUCCCUCUGCUUUAUUAAAAACCCACAAAAUUUUGCACUAGAUACAUUGCAAUCAAUACAUUGGAUUGCCACAUAAAGAGUCAUGGUUCUUCACUCAGAACAGGUCUCUGUUGAUUUAGAGUGCUGUCAUGCUUUAGACCACCACACCCAACUUGGUAACGUAAGGCUUGCAUCCAGUUGUUUGCAAUUGAAACCCGUUUUAUGAAGUUAUCUACUGUUCUUGAGCUACUCUGAAGGCCAAAUGAAGUUUGUAGUUCUGUAGAGUUUCACUAGUUGCUAUUACUACAUAAAUGGUGAGAAAAAAACAAAAAAGAUUUGAGACAUGCUUCUAAUAUCCCCCAUCAGAAUAAAAAAAACAAACUCAUGCAUUAACUUUUAACACAGAUUAUUUUGUACAUGUUCGAUUUCCUUCAGGUUUUGUUGUAGAUUUAUUUAUUUUCUUUACUAUUUAAGAUAAAGAACCUGGCCAAAAAAGGUAAUCACCAAUUAAAAGGUCACACACUUUAGUGUUUUGUUGGUCUGCCUUAACUUUGAUUUUUGCUCUUGCAUUGUUUCGAUACGCUACUGCAGGGUCACAAGAUUUAUUUCCAUCCAGUGUCGUAUUCAUUUUUCGCCAAUAUCUUGUACUGAUGAUGGAGAGAGUCCAACCAUUGGAAAAAAAAUACCUUCUCCAAAAAAACUCGCUAUGAGAAUAAUGUCCAAUGCUCCCUGAACUACUCUUUCACAAUUUCAGCUUGAUGAAUCUUGGCCUUGUCAUCUUAUAAUAUCCCCGUGUCAUCAGAGAAGAGACAAUAUGUUGGUGGAAUAAUCUGGUCAGUCAGUAUAUUCAGGUAAUUUGCUGACCUCAUAAUUUUACUCAACUUUGACCUGACCCCUUGCAGCCACUCCAGAUUAUAGCAUUGCCCCACAUCUUGUACAGUAUACACUAGGCACGAUGGCUGCAUUACUUCACCUGCCUCUCUUCUUGCCCUGAUGUGCCCAUAACUCUAGAAGAGGAUAAAUCUGAACUCAUCAGAUUAUAUGACUUUCUUCCAGAGUCUAGUCUUUUUGCUCUAUUGCAAAUUGAAGCCUUUCUCUUCAAUUUUUCUGACUGAUUAUUGAUUUUCUUAUGGUUGUACAGCUGUUCAGUCCCAAUCCCUUGACUUUUUGCAUGGGAAAAUAUGCUUACUUUCACUAUGAGCCAUAGCCCUUAGUUACACUGUUUUUUUUCUUCUUUGGUUUGAUUUCAGUGAUGUUUAAGAGAUAACCCCCAUCAUAAUCAUUCAUGACAUUUCUUCUUAAAGACGAUGCUUCCUCACUCUCCCUCCAAUAAGUUCUUGACCCAGUUUCAGUAGUUUCUGUAAUGUUGAAACUUGAUUCAAAUGAUUUGACCCUUCUUAAACAGACUGACUUAUUGUCCACAGCCAGAGGAUACAUCUUUCACUAUGAUAGUUCAAGAAACAAGCUGCUCAAUAAAUCAGCACUCUUAAAUGUUGUGUUGUCAGCAGAAAGAUGCAGUAAUUAGCCAACAAGGUAUUUGCUUAGUUAAAUCCAGUUGACAAACCUUUUUGGUCAGGCGGUGUUUGUAUUAGACUAUAUAUACCUCUUUGUGAAAGAUUACAGAAGAGCAAGCAACUCAAAUAUUAAUUAUUUACUUAAUCUUUCCUCUAAUUGUCCCAAAUGAACUACGAGUGUUAAUUGUUUAUGUUGUCGUAUUUUUUUUGUGUGUGUGUUAAUUUCUGACUCUUCUUUUUAAAUAUUUUGUAAUUUUGGUUCUUGGUCAUUUUUGUUUACUCAUCCUAAUUUUCAAAGGCUGGCAAUAAAACUAGUUUCUUACACAA
Molecule: messenger RNA, 4674 nt
Organism: Xiphophorus couchianus (Monterrey platyfish)
Lineage: Eukaryota; Metazoa; Chordata; Actinopteri; Cyprinodontiformes; Poeciliidae
Product: histone-lysine N-methyltransferase SETDB1-B-like
Exons: 8
Coding region: 351-1523 (390 amino acids)
Biological process (GO): negative regulation of gene expression; heterochromatin organization
Cellular component (GO): nucleus
Molecular function (GO): histone H3K9 methyltransferase activity
Source: RefSeq, a predicted model, not a curated record